AUGUCAGUCAGCGGCACCUCAGCCCGAUCUGCCUCGCAAAUCGGCACCCCGGGUUCGAAGAAGCCCAAAUCCGUCGUCCCGCCUCACAAGAGGAUCCUCUGCCGCACCUGCGGAGAGCCCUUCGAUGAUGAGCAGGCGUUGGUCAUGCACAAGCUUUGGGCUAUGAAGGUCAAGGGUACCCAUCCCCACUGCACUGUCUGUGCUAUGGAAUUCCAGACCAUGGAGGCCCAAAAGAAGCAUAUGCUCGAGAUGCACCCUCAUGACCAGGACCUUGUCUGCCCAGGUUGCCAGACUCGAUUCGUUCGUUUAUCCGGCUACAUGAAGCACUUCGAGCACGAAGAGUGCCCAGAGAUCAGGCGCAUGCAAGUCGACAGCAACAGAGCUCAAAAGCUCAGUUUCGCUCAUGAGUUGGAGAAGCGAAGUGGUUCCCAGUUCGGAGACUACUUUCCCAACCUUCACCCCAGUGUGCAGUCAGCCCUUAGCCACCAGACCAAAAGCUACAUGGCGCACCCCUCGUUCUUCAAGCCAGAGGAUUUCCCCGGGCUCAAAGAAAUCGAGGGAGCUCCCAAGUCAGGGGCCAACCAGAGCAUUGCUUCUUCAACCGAUGUAUCGUCUCUGACGAACGCCUUCUCUGGAGCCAACUUGUCUUCCCCGAUCGGACCGACCAGCUCGAACAUCACGACCGCCCCAAGCUCCCCCAAUGCCACAGCUCCUUCCGCUUCUCAGGAGGUUACGGACAUACACAGUCCUUACCACAACAACUUCAACGUCAUGAACUACUACAACAAGUUCACUCGCAAGUUCAAGUGCCCUAACAAAUCCUGCGCCAAGAACUUUGGCUCGGCUAACGCGUUGCUCCAUCAUAUGAAGUCAUCGAUCUCGCACUACAAUGCCAAGCUUCAGUGUCCUGGAUGCCUCAACUGGUUUAAGGACGCGUCCUCCCUCACAGCACACUCCGAGUCAGAGACCAACAGAUGCCAAAUCCGAUACUCCGAGAACUACCGAGUCUUUCUCGACCAGCUCACGGGAGGAAUGGCAGACGUUACUGGGAUCAAUCAGGACAAGACGAUCCAGUACCAGGUCAGCAACGAGGCCGUCAUCAAGUUUGGUAACACCAGACAUGCCAAGAAGGCAGUAGAGAACUUCAUGGAGCAAGAGGAUGCGGAGCGCCAGGAGAUGAGGUCGCGUAACCCUGUUUGGUGA
Colletotrichum karsti is the source of this 1203-nucleotide messenger RNA. RefSeq names its product C2H2 finger domain-containing protein. The record is from RefSeq and is a predicted model, not a curated record. Bases 1 to 1203 code for a protein of 400 amino acids. The transcript is spliced from 3 exons. Lineage: Eukaryota; Fungi; Ascomycota; Sordariomycetes; Glomerellales; Glomerellaceae.